Pocillopora damicornis (cauliflower coral) is the source of this 1579-nucleotide messenger RNA. Its product is annotated as aurora kinase C. The record is from RefSeq and is a predicted model, not a curated record. NCBI's taxonomy places the organism in Eukaryota, Metazoa, Cnidaria, Anthozoa, Scleractinia, Pocilloporidae. Gene Ontology annotation, biological process: protein phosphorylation. Gene Ontology annotation, molecular function: protein kinase activity; ATP binding.
AUGGAAGAAUACUUAAUGACUCUUGAUUCACUGAUAGAUGUGGGCUCUCAUUCCCUCUCCGUCGAGAGCUUCAAGUUUAAAUGGACACUAAAGACCACUCAGGACUGGUCUAUUCAUAACAAAUGUGCAAGGGUGUUCUUGCAUAGUAGACUUGAUCCUUGUUUCUGGUACUUUCUCGCUAAGGUCUUGUUUAAAUCACAGCUAGAGAAAAAUAAUGUGGAACACCAACUCAGAAGAGAAAUUGAAAUCCAGUCUCAUCUCAGGCAUCCCCAUAUCCUUCGCCUUUUUGGUUAUUUCUAUGAUAAGACAAGAGUAUAUCUUAUCUUAGAGUAUGCUCCAAAAGGUGAACUGUACAAAGAGUUGAGUAGAGUUGAGAGAUUUGAUGAGAAAACAUCCUCAAAUUAUAUUCGUCAACUAGCACAAGCCUUAAAGUAUUGUCACUCAAAGAAAGUCAUCCAUAGGGACAUCAAACCAGAAAAUCUUCUACUUACUCUCAAGGGAGAUUUGAAAAUUGCUGAUUUUGGUUGGUCAGUUCAUGCUCCUUCAUCAAGGCGAACAACACUAUGUGGAACACUGGAUUAUCUCCCACCUGAGAUGAUUGAAGGAAAAGCACAUGAUGAGAAGGUUGACCUUUGGAGCCUUGGAGUGCUGUGUUAUGAAUUUCUUGUUGGAAAGCCUCCCUUUGAAGCUGAUGGUCACCAUGAAACCUAUCGCAGAAUUUCAAGGGUUGACCUCAAGUUUCCAAGUUAUGUAUCUGAAGGGGCACGAGACCUAAUUUCUAAGCUUCUGGUGCAUGAUCCAAGCAAACGGCUUCCCCUUGGUGGUGUGCUUGCACAUCCUUGGAUAAGAAACAAUGCACAGGCCCCAGAAAUGCAAUCUACUUGUAGUUAUACAGCAACAAAGCAUUAGUUUCACACAUUCUGCAAAUUUAUUAAUAGUUAAUGUAAAUACCAUAGUAUGUCUAUAAAAAACUUAAUUUGUAUAGGCGGGAAAGUUUAUUUUUGCUGAAGCUGUUUAAUUAUGUGCCACUAAAUGACAAAUGAGACUGGCAGUAUGUCUUUAACUUCAAUGAUAAAAAAUUCAGCACUGCAGAGUCAUUUUAAGACAAACAUCUUUACAAAAAAAGGCUUCUAUUAGUUAGUUUACCUUUAUUACAUUUACAGUAUGUGCUCAAUUUCUCACUGGCUAAAGGCAAUGACAUUAUUGUAUUGUAAAAUAAACUUUUUCCCCAACUUCACUACAGCCUUUAAAAUGGAUAUUAGUCAGUGCAAUUACUGUAACACAAAAUAUAAUGUGUUUGUGUUAUGUGGUAAAAUUCUUUAAUGAACCAAUUAAAGUAGUUAUUAGAGAUCCUAGGCUACAUUUCAUUUAUCACCUUCUUGCCUAGUUUUUGGGAAACUAUUGAAAGUAGAGUUUAUCAUUGACUUCACAGGUGGAAUUUUUUCUAAAAAAAAAAGUGCAUGAGGCUUUUUCCAUUCUUUGACCAAUAUUAAUAAAUCUUGUUUGGAUUUGUUGCAAACCAGUACAUUUGUAAUAAUGCAGUGACUAUUUGAUGUAUUAAAAUGUUUCCAUCUGCCAA